This is a messenger RNA of Drechmeria coniospora, 867 nucleotides long. RefSeq lists its product as uncharacterized. The transcript has a single exon. The record is from RefSeq and is a predicted model, not a curated record. The coding region runs from base 1 to 867 and encodes 288 amino acids. NCBI's taxonomy places the organism in Eukaryota, Fungi, Ascomycota, Sordariomycetes, Hypocreales, Ophiocordycipitaceae.
AUGACCGGUAAUUCUACGAUUUACACGCCACGCCAACUUGCAGAUUCAUUUUUAUCGUUUUACCAGUUCUUGACCACACUGCACCUCGAUGCUACCGACCUGAAAAUCCCUCCGAAUGACGGAUGGCCAAGCUUGAGCUUGGAUGCUUGGGCAGGCUGGACGAAGUCCACCGAUGCUUUCGAGCUUCUCCGUUUUCUGCUAUAUUUUCAAUCCAGCACAACAAUUCAUUACAAGUCAAGGUUAAUUGACUAUACCACGAUAAGCCUGGAACGCAUCAAGAAGGAGACGGCACAACGGGAGUGUGAUUUUGAAUUUUGGUCCAACGACGGGAUAGUGAACUCGAAACAUUUCGUCUAUAUUUCUUGGUGUCGCGAAAGCGGCGGUCGAGAACUCUUGGUUAAUGUCAAGGAUGGCGAAAUUUCCGAGGAUAUAAUGGAAACCAAUACCCUUCCCCCACGCGAUGUUAACGAGUACCUCGAAGAGUUGAAGGAGUCGUAUCGGAGCCUUUGGCUUAUUCCUUGCACUGGCCGGGUAACUAUAGAGGCUGAAGAUGUAAAAGAACGAGCUGGCCGUAUCAGCAAGGAUGAUAUCAUUGGCCAACCGGAAUUCUGGGGGACUGACCUUGACAUCCAGUACAUUAGACAGAUUUACCGAGAUUAUGAAUGGCCUGAUUCAUUCCGUCGUGAGAGCGCCGAGAAUGCUGUUGGAGAACUUAUGGAGACAAUUGCAGACAAGCGCUAUUCCGAGUGGGAAGAGGAAAUAGAGGACUCAGCCUCUGAAUCUAGCAAUGCCGAACUUCUAGACUGCUUGUCAGAGGAUAAACCAGAAGGUGAUUAUUCGGAUCACUUAGAUGAAUCAGACGGGUAG